AAAAAUUUGUCUAUGUUUUGCUUUACCUUCGUGCAUGAAGACAUCAAUGAAAUGGAAAGAAUGGUAAAGAAAAUUAUAAAUUAGGUGUUCUGUAUUUACGAUAUUUUAUUAGUGAAUAACUUAAUGGUGAAUCGUUUAUGGUUUUGUACCUUUUGAAGCAAUUUCCCAGAAGAAAUGGCGUCAACAGGCAGUACACCUUUUCCGAAAUGGCAACUUGCAAUUCUUCUUGGCGCACCUCUUGCCAUCGGUUUAGGUUACCUUUAUCUCAGAAAGAGAUUGGAAGAUCCCGAAAAGAAAAAAGUAUCUGAAUUAAAAGCUAAAACUACCAUUUCAUUGGAUAAUGAAGAAAAUAACGCAAAAGUCUCUGAGAGCGCUAUCGACCGCGCCAUGAAACUGAAAGGUGCCGGAAACCGGGCUUUCCAUGCAGGAGAAUAUGAUAAAGCUAUAGCUUUGUACAACGAAGCCAUUGAAGCAUGCCCACCUGACCGUCCUGUGGACCUUGCCACCUUUUAUCAAAAUCGGUCUGCAUGCUACGAAAAACGCGAAAUGUGGGAGCAAGUCAAGGAAGACUGUACUUUUGCCCUGAAACUUAACGAGAAGUAUGUUAAAGCUUUCUUGAGACGUUCCCGUGCUGCCGAAAAGAGUGGUGAUCUUGUCCUAGCUCUUGAAGAUGUUACUUCAGCCUGCAUCCUUGAGAGGUUCCAAGUACAAAGUUCUCUGGUUAAUGCUGAUAGGAUCUUGAAAGCUUUGGGUAGGCAGCACGCUCGUGAAGCGUUGGCUAAACGUCGCCCAGUUAUGCCAUCGAAGCAUUUCAUUAAAACUUAUUUCUCUGCUUUCUCUGAGGAUCCAAUUACAAAAAUACAACUUGAUGAUAAAACUGUUGGGGGCUUUGCUAGAGCAAAGCAAGCUUUAGAUGCUCAAGAUUAUGAUUCCAUUGUAGAUGCAUGCACUGAAGAAAUCAAAGAUGCUGAUGGGAAAUACAAAAAUGAAGCACUAUUGUUGCGUUCAACUUUCUAUUUACUGUUAGGAAGGCAUGAUGAGGCCCAGGCAGAUCUUGCGAAAGUAAUUGACAGUGAUGCUUCUACCAAGGUUAAGGUAAAUGCUUUGAUCAAGCGUGCUUCAUUAUUUACUCAAUUGGAAAAUACUGAACGUUGUCUAGAGGACUUUGCAAGGGCUGCUCAGCUGGAUCCUAACAACUCUGAUAUCUACCACCACCGUGGACAAGUGUACUUGCUUCUGGAGCGUAUGGAUGAAGCUACUGCUGAAUUUGCAAAGGCUGUUGAGUUGAACCCUGACUUUUCUAUUGCUUACAUACAGAAGUGCUAUGCUGAUUACAGACAUGCACAAAUCAACAAAAAUGUUGGUGCUCUGACACAAGUGCGUGCUGACUUUGAAAGGGCAUUGGAAAAAUUCCCUCGGUGUGCUGAAGCAUAUAUUCUGUUUGCUCAAGUGUUGUCAGAUCAGCAGGAGUGGGGUCGUGCUGAAGCAUUGUUUGAUGCUGCACUCUCAGUAGAUCCAAACAAUGCUACUUUGUAUGUACACAAGGGGCUGGUGCAGCUCCAGAAGAGCACAGAUUUUGAUAAGGCUGUUAAGUUGAUUAACAAAGCCAUUGAGAUGGAUGACAAAUGUGACUUUGCAUAUGAGACACUUGGUACAAUUGAAGUACAGAGAGGAAACCUGAGACGAUCCUUAGAAUCAUUUGAAAAGGCUAUAUCAUUAGCCAAAACUGAACUAGAGAUGACACAUUUGUUCUCUCUGAAAGAUGCUGCAGCAGCACAACUGAAGGUAUCUGAGCGCUGGGGACUGGACUGGACUGUCAGUUAGACUUGUGCCACAAAGCUUGCCUCAUACUCAACGAGAAUAAAACCUGGCCGUCCAAUUAGCCAGAGAGCUCAGUAUAUUGUUAAUAAAUUAUUCUCUCUGUAUGUAUCCAACUAUCUCUUUUUCGUCAUUGCAAAAAAAAAUAUUAUUUGUUGAAGCUUUAAGAAGAGUGCUUGAGAUACUAUUAUUUCAAUGUGUCAUAUCACUUCUUAGAUGUUAUCAAAGAAAUGUGCCAGAUGGUAUUCUCGUUGUGGACUACUGGUACCUAGCCGCCGCGGACUCGCAUCGCAACGAUAGUUAAGUAUGGUGUUAAUGUUCUAGCAAGCUUCUUUAAUGAAGCUUUUAAUUUCCCAAACUAUUGUACGAAUUAGGUGCACCCAAUGCAUUUGUAAAAAUGUCAGUUUCCACAAUGUUCUUUCUUGGAGUCAGUAGCUAAACAAAACUAUAACUAUUUUACAGUGUUUCCAUAAUAUAUCACAAAAGUUUAAAAUAGCAUACACGUGUAGUUAAAAGAUUUGUAAAUACUUAUUAAAUUCUAUUAAAACUGCCUUUGCAAUGUAGAUGUAUAUUGAUUUAUUGGCAUUUAUUAGAAAUUCUGAUCCAAAUGUCAAAUAAAAAUUAUGUAAGUUGUAUGCCUGCUUCAUAUUGAAGUGGUGAACUAAUCGUUUCUCAAGAAAACCUUUAGUUAACUGAUUAUACAUUUCUGCAUUUACUAUGAACAAAUGAAUAACUAAAUUGUUAUGUAACUUGAUAUUGUGUUGGAUUUAUUAAUGAAAAUGAAUAAAAUCCUGUCAUUUAAAUGUAAUUGUAUUGUUAGUGUAAUGCAUCUAGAAGUGAAUUAUUAUUGUUGAGACUGAGCGGGAAAGUUACGUAGGUCAUGUUCUUUUUCAUAAGUUUGUAAACUUAUCGUCUUUACAUUGUGAUAUAUUAUUGUUUUUUUAUUUGCAUUUAUAGCCACUGGUAUGGAUUGUAUAUUGAGUUUUAAAUUUAUAUAAUACCUGUAGUGUUUUUUAAAACAUGUACUAAUUGUCGCUCAGUCGCUCCAUUAUAACAUGAAUAAAAUUUUAAUGUUUCAAUAUUGUCUUAGUUAACUUUACUUAAUAUAUUUAAUGGGUCUCGCUCGAUUUGAAUUACUUAUUCAUAAUUAAAAUGCGUGCAUGCAUAAUAUGCAAGGUGACAAGAUCAUUUGUUUGUUUAUUACAAAAAGAAGACAAAUCAAGAAAUGUUAUCUGUCUUGAGUUGCCUGUGUACCACACACAUUUAUUUGGGUCCAAAAAAAGAUUCCGAGUCAGAUACACUAUGAGUCAUAAAUAUGUAGGUACUAAACUAAUCUUGUUUUUGCUUGUUUACGUAUUUGGGAGUGCGCCCUGAGUUUGCGGCGGUGAUUGGGUGCUGGGUGCGUUCAAUACAUUUAUUCGCAGUGCAGCGUAGGAAAAGUACUUAGGUAUCUUACUUUUCAUCUGAAACGGACAUUAGAUUAUUGAAUUACAAGGUUUCAAGGUGUAGAUUGUGGCCCUUUCCAAAAGUAAAAUUUAAAUUGGUUAAAAAUGUCAAGAAAUUAUUUUUAGUAACUGUAGAUUGAUUUUUAGAAACUGUGAUUUUUCUUUGAACCUUUUCCAUGUGUUUGGGGUCAUCAGGCGUCUCGCUUUACACCCAUAUGACAAGUAUGAACUCAACCGCCUAGAAAUCAACUGUUUUCAUAGGAAAUAGAUGAUGUUUUGGAUGCACCCAUAAAUUUUCAGUUAGAAUGUGAAAUUAGAAUUGUAGGUCGCUAAGAUGGUUCUACAAGAGUUGUUACCUCACCGAUAGUGGAUAGUUAUCAAUUUAUGGAAACUACGAAAUACAUUAUUAAAAAUUAAUCACAAUUAGUUUUACUUAAAAUUUUAUUGCAAUGUUACUAUUCACUGCUACCCAGCUGCGGCCUAAAAAUAUCUACUUACCAUGAGUCAGAAUCUUGCAUCAAUAUCGAAAUAGACCGGCUCGCGUCCUGUAUCCGUAGCCAGAUUGCAUUGGGCAAUCUAAAUACGCCCAAUAAUUUCGGCCCUUGACCCUUUCAGACCGAUUAAUAAUAAUAAUAAUGGAUUCUAUGGUGGAAUAAAAACGAUGAUAUUGGGCAAUAUUCGGUUCAUUCCUCCAUAUGGGGGAAGACUUGUGGGGGAAUUUCGUGCAUUCGAAUCUUUAAUUAAUAUUUUAAUAAACGGAAUUAGGCAUACCAAUUGUCUAGUUUUAACUAAGAAAGAAGAAACAGACAUUUUGAGGGCACUUUGUAAGUACCUAUCCAAUGCGCAUAAUUAGACAGAAAUAUACCUAACAUUAAUACCGUGGAAAUAGGUAGCCAUUUAUCCUCCGUGGAAUUCCGACAGUUCCACGGAAAGGAAAUUAUUAAGGUAUGAGGCGCAAGUGUCAUUAGACUAUCUUCAAGUAAUAUACUUAAGUCCAAUAGUUUUGCAACCCUUAAAGGAUUACAACUACAUGCUACUAUUACUUACCAAGAUCUAGUUGGCCGAUCUUGGUUUAUAUCACAACCGCACAUGUUAAUAAAUGUUGUUAUUUAUAA
This is a messenger RNA of Spodoptera litura, 4378 nucleotides long. RefSeq names its product translocase of outer membrane 70 (gene Tom70). Lineage: Eukaryota; Metazoa; Arthropoda; Insecta; Lepidoptera; Noctuidae. Gene Ontology annotation, cellular component: mitochondrial outer membrane. Gene Ontology annotation, molecular function: transmembrane protein transporter activity; protein binding. The record is from RefSeq and is a predicted model, not a curated record. Gene Ontology annotation, biological process: protein import into mitochondrial matrix; protein insertion into mitochondrial inner membrane.